GAUUGCCUCCUCCUUCAAUAGCAUCAUCAUCAUCAUCUCUCUCCCCUCCGACCGAUACCGAUUCUCUUGACGAUCAUCCACCUCCGUCUAAUCACCGACAUCCUUUUAAUCUUCGCCUUGCGAUUGUUUCUCACUUUCAAUCGCGACCGGCGUUUCAUCGACGAUCGUACUUGAGAGUUUCCUCUUUCUAUCUCUCAUCUGGAUAUUGCAUUGUUAUUUGAAUGAACUCGGAAAUACAUUUCAAGAAUGACUUCGAACAUGUUUGCUGGAGAGAAAAGAUGGUCUUCAACAAGAAGAAGUGCCAUGACUGUCUUGGGAAAGGUUGCUGUCCCAAAACCCUUGAAUUUACCCAGUCAAAGGUUGGAAAAUCAUGGAUUGGACCCAAAUGCUGAAAUUGUUCCCAAGGGGACCAAUAACUGGGGAAAUCGAUCCACGGGCAAUGCAUGGAACUCCUUAGCAUUGUCUCCAAAAAGUGAUGGUGGCAGUGGAUUUUCAAGUGAUGUUGGUGCUCGGCCAUCAUCUGGUGGUAGUGGUACUCGACCAUCAACUGCAGCUAGCGAUAGAGGGCAUGAACCUGUUCCAAGUUCAUGGGGUUCAAAUUCUAGGCCAUCAUCAGCCUCUGGAGCAUUGUCAUCAAACCAAUCAGCAUUGACAUCAUUACGUCCUCACAGUGCAGAAACAAGGCCUGGAAGUAGCUCACAACUGUCAAGGUUUGCUGAGACUUUAACUGACAAUUCAGUUGCUUUGGCUCCACCUGGUAUAUCAGAUAAAUUGGGUGGAUCAUCAUCUACAAAUGAUGCGUUCAAUCUGAGCUCCGGAGACUUCCCAACUCUUGGUUCACAGAAAGACAGUGGAAAAAAUACAGAUUACAGAGAUAAUGGAUCAACUUCUCGUCCUAGUUCCUCAUCUGGUAUGACAGCUUCAGUAAAAGAGAAAAAAACAGAUGCCUCUGUUGGUGAUGCUAUUGUAAAUGCAAAUGUGAGAACUGGAAAUGUGGAUACUUGGAGAAGAGCUGAUUCUGAGCACUUUGAAGAUGGUGGUACCAAGCAUAGUAUGAACAAGUGGCAAGGAGGAGGAGAACCAUAUGCCUACCCAAAUGCCACCAUGCCACCUCAGCUAGUAGAUGCAUGGCGUGCACAUCAAAUGAAUGCUUCUUCUCCAGGUGUCUGGUAUAGAGGGCCUCCGGGAGGUCCACCUUAUAGACCCCACCUUGGCCCCGGUGGUUUCCCACUCGACCCUUUUCCUUAUUAUGGUCCUCAAAUUCAAACUCCUGGUCUAGCAAACACACGGCCAAUGCCACCUCCCAAUAGCAGACCAAGGGGGCACCAUCCUGGGAAUCCUGAUCUUUACAGGCCCCACAUUCCUGAGGCCUAUAUGCAUCCUAGUAUGCCAAUUAGGCCUGGAUUUUAUCCCUCUCCCAUGCCCUAUGAAGGUUACUAUAGACCACCUAUGGGUUUUGGUUCUGCCAAAGAACAUGAUAUUGCUUUUACUGGUAUGCCACCUGGUCCUCCCCCUGUUUAUAACAUGUAUUCUGGGGAACAUUCAUCUGAUCCUGGUAAAGAGCAUGCUAGACCAAGUGCUGAUGGUUGUGCAGGGAACUCCCUGGGAUUGGAGCGCGUGGAAUCUGUUUAUCAACACGAUAACCAAGGACAAUGCAGAGUUAUCUUGAAGCAUCAUCAUGAAACAGUUGGAAAGGAGGAAAACAGUGACGGGAAGCAAACAGUCUCAAUAGUUGAUAAAAGAGGCCCAGAGCGGGCAAUAGAAAAGAAUGAAGGAGGAAAUGGCAGAACAAAUGAAUUGGUAAGAACUCAUAAACAAGAGUCAUCAUGGUCUGUUGGAAGUCAGAAACAUGAUUCAGAUAUGUCCAAGUCAAAUAUUCCUUUUGGCACAAGUAACACGAACAACACUAAUGUUGGCUUGGCAACUAGAUCUAAACAUUCAGUAUCAAGUAAUCCUCAAGUGUCCCAUGUUUCAACAACCACUCCAAAACCCAUUUUAAUACAAAAGAUUGAAGGUCUAAAUGCAAAAACUCGGGCUUGUGACUCGGGCACUAGUAUAAGAGGCAACUUUCAAGCAAAUGAUAGAAACCGUGGAGGUGGAGACCUUAUCCAGUCAGAGAAGGUGGGUGUUCCUCUGCAAGAUAUUAAUCCCAAAUCAACAACUUUUACUGAAGCAGCUAUUCCAAGGGUACUCGGUCAUGAGAUGCAAGGAAAACUUGAUCAUUAUGGCAGAAGGUUUAAUGCUCAAGGUGGGGAUGGGUGGCAAAAGAAGCCUCAUGCCGUUGAGUCUGCACAUGCUAUUUCAGUGGGAAAUGCUAAGUUAGGUACUCCCUGUUUACAAGAUCUACAGAUUUCCGAGGAUGCUGUUGAGAAACCUAGAACCAGCCUUAGAGGCAACAAAGUUGAAGGAGAAACUUCAUGUGCAGAGUUUGAUAAGAGCAAUGGCGAGGCACAACGUGCUAAAAUGAGAGAAAUGGCGAGGGAGCGUGCAAAACAGUUGCAGAAGGAAGAGGAAGAGCGGAAAAGAGAGCAGAAGGCAAAGGCUUUGUUAAAGUUGGAAGAGUUGAAUAAACGCACUUUGCCUGCUGAUGGUUUGGUUCAGAAAGUUGAAACACCUGCCACACCCACUUGUGUCAAUGAGCAAGAGAAUAGGGAAGGUCCGGUUGUGGUUGGGUCAGUUGCAGUUGCUGCCAAGAUUAAUACAUCUACCUUAAAUCUAGUUUCUACCAAAGGGGUUACAGAGAGCAGUACUCAAAUCACUGACUCCACUGAAUAUAAAGUUCCUCCUCAAUCUGGUGAAGGUAGCAUGUCUAGACAUAAACCCAUGGGCCACAACAAACAGAAGCAGAAUAGUACCAGAGGUAAGAUAUUGAUGGAGAAACCAAGUGUUGCUACACAUGUUAAACUCGAAGUGCCAGGGAGUCUUAAUCAAGUAGUAGCAAAUGGCUUUCCUUCUGAAGUUGGUGGUGGUGUUGAUGAACGUUUCCAUAAUGGGGAUUUGAGCUUGCUCAAUAGCUCGAAAAAUGUGGAUGAGCCUCCAGCAUUUUACAGGAAGAAAAAUAACAGGAGCAGCAAGAUGAAGCCAAAGGUUGAUGAUGACACAACAGUCAAGAAUCCUGUUCAUGUAUCAGCUCCAUCUGAUUCCAUGGAACAUUCUGUUGGAAGGGAAAUGCCGCAUGCAUUAGAGUCCAAGCCUGAUCCCAACUCUUCUUAUGUGCAAAAUGACGCUAUUACAAUUGAAGAGGCAAACUGUAAGCCUCAAAGAUCACACCCUUUGCCUAAAAAUCAGCAUACAAAUAGGAGUCUGGAAAAAUUUAGGGCCAGUGAUGGUGCUAUUUGGGCUCCUGUGAGGGUGGUCCAAACCAAGAUAGAGGUUUCAGAAGAGGCAAGUGGAAAGAUAUCUGAUGAAAUUCCUGUUGGCAAAAGUGACACCGAGGGGGGGCAGAACAAUCAGAAGAGCAAGAGGGCUGAAAUGAAAAGGUAUGUCCCCAAACCAGUAGCUAUGGGCCACACACAGCAAGUACUGGUGUCAUCUUCUGAUGAUCAGGCUGUACCAAAUGAGGUGGUGGUAGAGAGAGAUGAACCCGAUUCUCAGAAAAUGGUGGGUAGCGACCCUCCUCAGUACAAGCAAAAGAAAAUACAAGGAUCCUGGCGCCAGAGGGAGUCAACUAAUGCACAUAGCUCCCACAAUGUCUCAAAGGGCGAACCAAAGUCUUCUGAUGAUACUAGGAGGAGUUUUUCUGAACAUUCUGACUCGACUUCGGCGGUUGUGACACAAUCAAUGAAAGAUGAGAGACAGGAUGGCCAAAGGCGAUAUCCAUCAAAGAGUCAGAAAAAUAUGGCAAGUAACUCUUCUCACAAAACCAUGAAUUAUUAUAAUAAUAAUAAUAGUGGCGGCCAUUCUGACAAUAAUUCAAGUCAAAAGGAAAAGGGUAAUAAUAAUGCUUUGAAAGAAAGCCGUGGUGGGAUUGUGGGGGAUGGAAAUGCAUCAUCUCAUUGGCAACCUAAAUCCCAGUCAAAUUCUCAUAUCCAACAAAACAGAAGGUCAGGUGGAAAGAAUUCUGCUGCUGCUUUCACAGAAGAAGGAAAUAAUGUUAUUAUUGGUUGGUCAGAGAAUAAUGAAGAAAGAGGCGAGGAAAGAGUGAAGCUUCCUGUGGAUCAAGGAAAGAGUCAGGAUGUUAAGAAAGAAAUGAAAACAGCAGCAGCUGCACCUGCAAAGAAAGGGGGGAGUCCUUCCUCUCCAAAUCAAAAUCCUAAUGAAAUGGUGGUAGAGUCAUUCCCUGUGGAUACAACGAGAUCAUCAUAUGUGCGGCAUUCAGGGGGGUUGUACAAAAAUGGGAACCAAAACAAUAGUCGUUACGGUAGAGGAGGAGGAGGAGGAGGAGGCUAUGAAUAUGGAAAUAAUAAUAGUGGUGAUAGGCAGAGGCAGAACAACAACAACUCACGUUUAGAAUACAAGCCGGUUGGACCACCCAACACCACCACCACCAGUAAGAAGCCAAACAACAACAACAACCAGUUUGAAGUAUUUGCGGAAAGCUCUCGGCCCAAGUAUAGGGAGAAGAAUCCGCAUUAAUUGGACCCCCUCAAACAUGCCAGUGCAUUAGUGGUGGGUGAAGGAUUAUUAGGUUGAAAAGCUCCACUUCCCACUGUUCGUACCUCUUCUUAUAAGUAUAUCUUACUACUACUUGACAUUGAAAUGUUGGCUGGCUGGGGGUGGUAGGCAUUGCCAUUUGCUUGCAGGGAGGUGGUGAGAGUGCUACUUGGGACUUCUUUUUCUUCCUCCUGAUUAAAAACUAUAAAAAAAGAAAAGCUGUUGUAACUCUCUUCUGAUUUCGGUUCCCCUCUUAGUAUGUGACCACCAAUUUGUAUGCCUUUUAUUGCUUAAGUGAAGAAGGAGGAGACUGCUGCUGCUGCUGCUGUUGCUGCUGUCUUCUCUGUAGUUCAAACAGUUGUUAGUUCUUCUUCUUCUUCAUACGGGUAUUUUUAAAGUGGGGGCUUUCUCUUUAUUUAAUCUUUGAUGGAUAUGAUACUUGAUUGAUCAGUGUCUUGUACUGGCCCAUUGCAGUCACUUUCACGAAAAUCAUCACAAACUUAUAAUUAUAUUUUCUUGAUUUGCAGUGGCAGUAGUAGGGCAGCAAAAUGUUUGUUAU
Molecule: messenger RNA, 5152 nt
Organism: Impatiens glandulifera
Lineage: Eukaryota; Viridiplantae; Streptophyta; Magnoliopsida; Ericales; Balsaminaceae
Product: protein MODIFIER OF SNC1 1-like
Exons: 11
Coding region: 247-4575 (1442 amino acids)
Biological process (GO): epigenetic regulation of gene expression
Source: RefSeq, a predicted model, not a curated record